AUGGAUGUAAUGAAAUCGAUGCUCGGUGGCGGCAAAAGUGAGGGCGGCAGUGAAGAUGGCACACACCCCGAGGGCAGCGACAAAAUGCCGAGCAGAGAGGAAAUGGUCAAAACCAUUGAGAGCCUUCAAAAGGCUCAAAAAGCCCAAUCCACAGCCAACGACCUAAAGUCUAGAGCAAUGGCACUUACCGAUUCAAAACAACGGGAGAAAAUGCUCAAGGAAGCGUUCGACAAGGAAGUGGAAGCUCACGGACACAGCAAGAUGGCGAGGAGGCUGCAAAGUGGCACCUGGCAAGGCUUUGGGUUUGGAGGAGGGAUUGGUGCCGCCACCGGACUGGGUAUUGGAGCCGGAGUGGGAACGGUAUUGGGUGCUAUCGCAGCAGUUCCGACCACAGGAUUGGGCCUGUUAAUUGGAAGCGGGGUUGGUGCCAUCCAUGGACCAUGGGUAAAGUUGGGUGGAAAAGAGGAAAAGUUCGAGGACGCUGAUCCUGAAAAGGUGGCUGAGGCACUGGAACAGGAAGUAAGCCAACAAAAAAGGUCAGAAGUCGAACAGGCAGCAAUCGCUACCGCAUCAGAGACAGAAAGGUCAGGGGAAAAGGAUAAUGCGGAGGAAAAACCACGAAGAAAGCCACCGAAGUUGGAAAUUAGGUCGAAACAAUCCACAGAGUCCGACCAGCAACCCAAGACAGACGUAAACCAGAGCAAGAAUAUCAAGGAGGAGUCGAAACCAAGGAGAAAACCGAAGAAGCUGGAGAUACGGUCUACGAAGAGUAGCACAACUACAGUAUCUUGA
Messenger RNA from Fonsecaea multimorphosa CBS 102226, 792 nucleotides. RefSeq lists its product as uncharacterized. The transcript has a single exon. The record is from RefSeq and is a predicted model, not a curated record. NCBI's taxonomy places the organism in Eukaryota, Fungi, Ascomycota, Eurotiomycetes, Chaetothyriales, Herpotrichiellaceae. Bases 1 to 792 code for a protein of 263 amino acids.